AUGACCGCGUCCCCCUCGCAGGUGCGCCUGAACUACCACCAGGACUCGGAGGCCGCCAUCUACCGCCAGAUCAACCUGGAGCUCUACGCCUCCUACGUCUACCUGUCCAUGUCUUACUACUUUGACCGCGAUGAUGUGGCUUUGAAGAACUUCGCCAAAUAUUUUCUUCACCAAUCUCAUGAGGAGAGGGAACAUGCUGAGAAACUGAUGAAGCUGCAGAACCAACGAGGUGGCCGAAUCUUCCUUCAGGAUAUCAAGAAACCAGACCGCGAUGAUUGGGAGAACGGGCUGAAUGCAAUGGAGUGUGCAUUACAUUUGGAAAAGAGCGUGCAUCAGUCACUACUGGAACUGCACAAACUGGCCACUGAUAAAAGUGACCCCCAUUUGUGUGACUUCAUUGAGACUCAUUACCUGAAUGAGCAGGUGAAAUCCAUCAAAGAAUAGGGUGACCACGUAACCAACCUGCACAAGAUCGGAAGAGGGUC
Molecule: messenger RNA, 485 nt
Organism: Zalophus californianus (California sea lion)
Lineage: Eukaryota; Metazoa; Chordata; Mammalia; Carnivora; Otariidae
Product: ferritin heavy chain-like
Exons: 3
Coding region: 1-444 (147 amino acids)
Biological process (GO): intracellular iron ion homeostasis; iron ion transport
Cellular component (GO): cytoplasm
Molecular function (GO): ferric iron binding; ferrous iron binding
Source: RefSeq, a predicted model, not a curated record